AUGACUGAGUGUGUUACGGGGGCUCUGGAGCACCUCCGCGCUGAGCUGGAAGAAGCCAGUCUCACCGAGCACUGUGUGCUUUCAGUGAACUCCUGUACCAACUUACCAAAACAAAGAGUGGAAGAUGUCCGCCUUAUCCGAGAGCAGCAUCCUACCAAAAUCCCGGUGAUAAUAGAAAGAUACAAGGGGGAGAAGCAGCUUCCCGUGCUGGACAAGACCAAGUUCCUUGUGCCAGACCACGUCAACAUGAGUGAACUUAUCAAAAUCAUCAGGCGCUUGCAGCUCACCGCAAACCAGGCCUUCUUCCUGCUGGUGAAUGGACACAGCAUGGUGAGCGUCUCCACACCCAUCUCAGAGGUGUACGAAAGUGAGAAGGAUGAGGAUGGCUUCCUGUACAUGGUCUACGCCUCUCAGGAGACGUUCGGAAUGGAAUCGGCUGUGUAA
Messenger RNA from Orycteropus afer afer, 444 nucleotides. Lineage: Eukaryota; Metazoa; Chordata; Mammalia; Tubulidentata; Orycteropodidae. The record is from RefSeq and is a predicted model, not a curated record.